UUCUCUCAAUCUUGGAAGACGAUGGGAAUUAGCAUAGCGAUCGGGUUGAGUGCUCUCUUUUUGCUUCUAAUUUUAUGGUCUCUCGCGGAACUCGCGCAGAAGUUAUGGUGGCAUCCGCUCAGGAUACAGAGGAUGAUGGCCCGACAGGGAAUCAAAGGCCCGCCUUACAGGUUCAUCCAUGGAAGCACCAAGGAAACGAUGAAGAUGAUCACGGAGGCCAGAAGCACGCCCAUGGACAAUCUCUCCCAUGACAUACUCCCCAAGGUUCAGCCUCACAUCCACGCAUGGAUCAACACAUACGGGAGGAAUUACCUAAGUUGGUACGGGACUCAAGCUCAACUGAUCAUCUCAGAACCCGAGCUGAUUAAGGAGGUGCUAAUCAACAGAGACAAAACGUAUCCGAAAACAGGAUCGAAGGACUUCGGCAAGAAGCUUUUAGGAGACGGGCUCGUGACGACGAAAGAUGAGGUAAAGUGGGCGAAGCAGCGUAGACUCGCCAAUCACACUUUCCACGGGGAAAGCCUGAAGAACAUGGUUCCAGCGAUGGUGGAGAGUGUUCAUAUGAUGCUAGAGAAAUGGAAGCAACAGGACGGAAAAGAGAUUGAUGUGUACGAAGAGUUCAAGUUAUCGACAUCCGAAGUGAUAUCGAGGACUGCGUUUGGGAGUAGCUACGUUGAAGGGAGAAACAUCUUCGAGAUGACGGCAAACUUGGGUUUGUUGUUGUCCAGGAAUAGUUUGCGCAUGAGGUUCCCGGGAAUGAGCAAGGUUUGGAAGACGGCAGAUGAAGUCCAAGCUGAGAAGCUCGAGAAAGGCAUUCGCGGUGCGAUCUUGGAGAUCGCCAAGAAAAGAGAGAAGAAGGUGAUGGCUGGGGAAGCAGAUGACUAUGGGGACGAUUUCCUAGGGCAGCUUGUGAAGGCUUACCAUGACACGGACGAGAGCAAGAAAAUCACUGUCAACGAUCUGGUGGACGAGUGCAAGACGUUCUACUUCGCCGCCCAAGAAACCACCACCGGAAUGCUGACGUGGGUCAUGUUGCUCCUGGCGGUCCAUUCCAAUUGGCAGGAGGAAGCGAGGAAGGAGGUUCUCGAUGUGUUCGGGAAUGAAGACCCUGACUCCGAUGGAAUCGCCAAGUUAAGGACGAUGAGCAUGAUCAUGAACGAAGCUCUAAGGUUAUACCCUCCUGUGAUUGGGUUCAAUCGAAAAGUUAACCAGCAACUUAGGUUGGGGAAACUUGUUCUUCCUGCUAACAUUCAAGUGUUCAUAGCAAACCUCAAGCUCCACCAGGACCCCGAAAUCUGGGGAGAAGAUGUGCACCUCUUCAGACCGGAGCGAUUCGCAGAAGGUGUCUCUAAAGCAACCAACAACAACGCAGUCGCGUUCCUUCCCUUCGGCUUUGGGCCUCGAAUGUGUGUGGGAAUGAACUUCACGACGCACCAGGGGAAAAUCGUCCUCUCAAUGAUUCUGCAGCGCUACACUUUCAAAUUGUCUCCUGGGUACAUCCACAGUCCAGCUCAAAUCCUCACGACUCGCCCCCUACACGGACUUCAAGUUGUAUUUCAUCCCUUGUAGCUCGUUUAUCAGCCUAUAUGGUCUAGUCAAAGCUGAGGUAAUAAUGUGCAGAGACUAAUUUUAAUGCCUUUG
Messenger RNA from Rhodamnia argentea, 1641 nucleotides. RefSeq names its product cytochrome P450 CYP749A22-like. Bases 22 to 1569 code for a protein of 515 amino acids. Gene Ontology annotation, molecular function: oxidoreductase activity, acting on paired donors, with incorporation or reduction of molecular oxygen; heme binding; monooxygenase activity. NCBI's taxonomy places the organism in Eukaryota, Viridiplantae, Streptophyta, Magnoliopsida, Myrtales, Myrtaceae. The transcript has 5 exons. The record is from RefSeq and is a predicted model, not a curated record.